GUGGCAAUGGUAGGCGCCAUGUGGUGCUCAGGCCUCUCCUAAACCGAUUGUCUUUCUCUGUGAACAUGGGUGGUGCUCUAAGCAACUUCUUUCAGUCAGGCAGUGCCCUGCUGUCAGCUGGCAAUCACCGAGGGGUUUCUGAACACACUCGAGAAAAAGUUCAGAUAAUUUUUGAUGCACUUCGUGCUAAUCCUAGAGUUUCUGUUCAACGACUGGAGGGUUUGCUCUCUCAGAUACCAAAGGCAAGUUCUUUGUCCAUAAAGAAGACCCAGAUAUUCUACAAAUCUUGUGAUGACUACACAAAAAUGCCAUGCCUUGCCACUGUUAAAUUGACCAAUAGUAAUGAGAAUAUAUUGCUAGUUCACAAUGAAGAAGGAUACAAUCUUCUGCAAAAGUGUGUUGGAAUUAAUAAUGUAGAUAUGGUGCGAUGGAUUCUUUCAAGGAAUACUGAUGUGAAUCGAGGAGCGUGUUCCCUUCCUCUGCAUAUUGCUUGUCUGAAAGGGUAUGAAGAUUGUGUAGAAAUUUUGCUAAAACAUGGAGCUCGUAUCGAUGUUGAAGCUCGUAUGUGUUGGCCUGGUCCUCAUAAUCAAAAUUGUGAAGAACGAAGCAAAUAUUGCCUGCCAGAUGAAGGGGUUGCAGAUCGGUCCAGCGAUAAAUUACAAAGUUCUAUUUUCUAUGCUAUUGAUGGAGACCAGGUAGAUAUUCUUGAAUUGCUUACACAGCAAGGAGAAGACAAUUGGCUGCCCUGGCAGCAAAAGAGGCCUCUUCUUCAUAUUGCAUGUGAGCGUGGAGCAUGGCAUUGUGUGAAAUAUCUUGUUUCUGAAAGAUCUGAUGAAGUUAAUCAGUGUUAUGAUGAGUACUAUCCAAUUCACCAAGCAGCAUUGCAUCAUAUAAAAUUUCUGGAAUUAUUGAUAAGUUGUGGAGCAGAAACAAAAGUACGCACUGCUACACAGCAGAUGACAGUCUUGCAUGUGGUAUUCCUAAUAGGUCGCAAAUCAGCUGAAGACACUUUGCAGACAUGUAAACUGUUGCUCGACCAUGGUUUGCGAGAAUUGAUUAAUGAACCAGAUUCGCUUGGCAAUACCCCUCUCCAUGGUCUCAUAGUGCGCUAUGCCUUGGAAGAAGCCCGUUAUGGAUAUGAUCAUGACAACCAGCCCUGGAACAAGUGGGAUGUGUUGCAUUUGGUACGCUUCCUUUUGCAACAUGGAGCUCAACCAUCCAUCAAUCAACCUGGAAAUAGUGCAUUGGCGUGUGUGUUGCGUCAUGUGAGAGACUGGGAAUUUCGAUAUGAACUUCUCAAUAUGCUGCUUCAAAAUGGUGGCAAUCCCAAUGUAGUUGGUCGUGAUGGCUCGGUACCUUUGAUGGUUUGCCUUGUUCCUCUUAUCAACAAAGACCCCCUUCAUCACUUCACUCACAAUAUGAAGGUGUGUUAUUUGAAUUGUGUGCGGAUACUUUGUAAACAUGGAGCCAAUGCAAACUGUUCAUCACGCAGCAAUCUCACGCCUUUACAUGUGCUGGUAUUCACAGCUAGUGAAAACAUUGCAUUAAAUCGUGAAGAGGAGAAAGCUACCAACUUUGAAUUUAUUCGUAAUUUGCUUGUGAUACUACUGCAGUAUGGUUUGGAUCCCAACGGGCGUUUCUCCCAAAGAAUGCAACACAUUCUGCAGUCCCUGAUAGAUAUGGUUCAAAAUGCACGUGUACCUUCUGAUCUAAAUUAUGUUUAUGAUUUGUCUCUGACACUCAUUCAAUAUGGGGCCAAUCCCAACAUAAACACCACCACAUCUGAAUCCAUGACCAUCUGCCACUCUCAGUCAUCAGUCUUUCUGAAGAAAUCAUCGCUUCAAGUUCUUUAUUAUUAUGUUCUUUUAAUUUGUCGCAAAGAGGAUUUUCUUCUUGAUCAACAGCAUCAUUUUGCCAGAAUUAUCUGGUUGUACUAUUUGUGUAUGAAUCACCGAGAACUGUUUGCCUGCCUGAAGGUGAUGUACACACAGCAGACAGGACUGGUACCUGUGCGAGGGAGUGCGCUUUGUAAUUUGGUGAGAGAACUGUACAGUAAACCAAGGACGCUAAAGCAAAUUUGCAGGGUUGCCAUAUACAAUGCUUUGGGACGUCGACCAGGCAUACAUGUAAACAAAUUACCCUUACCUGUUUCACUGAAAGACUAUAUUCUUAAUUUUGAACCUUGAAUGUUGUUAAAAUGUAUGGUUUUUAUCAUGUGUUUGCGUCCAAUUGCCUUCCUUCUCUAUUUUCCUGUGGCUGCUACAUUUGGUCUCUCUGUGGUGAAUCUUGUGCCACUCUGUUGAGAGACUUGAAAUUUAAUGAAAGAUCUGAUAUGUAAAAAGGUGUUAUAGAAUUAUACAAGUGUAUGAAAGGGUAAAAUACCUACAAACCUCAAAGCCCAUGUGUGGUGCAUUUUAGUACUCGUAGUAUUUGAAAGUAUGUUUCUGUAAAUAUAUUUUUUGAUUAUAUAGAAUUCAAGAUUCUUAUAAUGUCACACCUUCCUAUAGUAUUUUGAGAGAUCAGACGUCCAGAAUUUCUGUUUAAAAAGAGGGUAUUACAUCUUUGUGAAUAUAUGUUCUGACAAUGUGUAACUGGUGACUGUUAGGUCACUCUUUGUUGUUGCUCUUAAAUAUAAAAUUUGACAGUACAUUACUUAUUAUUAAAAUUAACUGCACUAAAAUGUUCUUAUUUUACAUUGUUAACAUGGCUAAGAAAGCCGAGAAUGUCCAACAUACAAGGUUUCACCAAAUAUUUCAAUGAGAAAUUGCAUCUUAUAAUGUUGCUAUGAAAAAUAUAUUCUUUGCUACGAAUGAAAAUCAUAGUAUAUGAUAAGAACUUUUAGUAGAGUUAAUUUUAAGCCCUUUUAUGCCAUGUGGCACCUUCCCUUAUUGUGAUGGGUGUGUACAGCUGCUUGUUGUUAGGAUAAAUGGCAGUGAAUCGUGAUAUUUCAAAAACAGGAGUUUGUUGAAGUCAAUUAACCUAUGAGGACUAGAGUCCAAGGUGAAGUGAGUAGAUGGAUGUAAAUGGGCAUGAAGUGCAGUUCAUACACUUGCUCAUCUGAUUCAUGUUCAUUUUCCUUCACUUGAUGAGUAAAGCUUUAGAAAGAAUUGGAAAAUAUUAAGUGAAAUGACACUCUCAAAGUGUGCACAUUGUUAAUGACAGCAGUUGUGCUGAAUCACCGAAAGUACAAUAUUAUAUUUUUUUAACUUUAUCUCUACCUAAUUUCAGGUUGAAAUAACUCAUAUGAAAAGAUGUUUGUACAACUAUUAUUGUUUAAAGGGCAAGUUUUAGAUUCUUGGAGAAUUCUAUUUCAGCAACUACUGUGCAAGUAGAAUGCAAACAAAAAUAGAUUUUAUAAACACAUAAAAAAUAAAUUUUGAGGAAAAAAAUUAGAAAAAAUAUUACAUUGAUAAUGCAUGAAAAUUUGGUCAAUGAGAUUGAAUCUCAAACUAUUGGCAAGUUCUGCUCAUUUCCAACUUUUUGUGUCAUCACUCUGAUAAUGUUGAUGUUCAUCAGAGGUGCCCAAACAUAAUGUGAUGAUCUGGUGCUAGACCUUGCUAGCGAGUGCCAAUUUGAUGAGUGUGAGGUCUGGGUGUCUCUCAGUUGUAUAGUGAUCUUUGAUCUGUUCAUAUAAUUUCCACUCUUUGCUGUGCAAAUCAUGUGCCAUAGCAAUACUUUGACUGUUGUGUGACAUGAGCUAAAGUUCAUUGCAACAUUAUGUUUGUAAUACCAUUUUAAAUCGUAUAUUGCUCAUUUCUUCAUCUUAAUGAUUUAUUUUUGCAUUAUAGUUUUGAGGGAUAUUGUUGUCAAAUUAUAUCAUGGUUUCAUUGUGCAGAUUGUAAUAACUGCAGGAUGUAUUUUGUUUUGAAAGAAAUUUUCAUUGUCAUUAAUUCCUGAUGGUUUAUUUGCAAGUGUAGUGAAGACAGAUGUAUAUUGAGGAGUGUGCAUGCCACUUCAAUUGUGGCAUGUGAUAAUGUGCACUUAAUCCUUGUAAUAGUGAUGUGCACUGAUGAACAUGAUAUUUUUCUGACUCCUGCCUUUUUUUUGUAUCAAAUUUCACAAGUUUCCUGUAUUAUUUUGUUGUUCUAUUGUUGGUUCCUAGAGUAAUAUGUGUUAUAAAAUAUUGCAAAUAAAAUGAGAUCUUAUUGAUCCUCCUUUGUGCUAGAGGGUUGAAUUGUACAGAUAUAAUGGUCUGCAAAUUGAACUGUAUUAGGAGUUUUGCAGAAAAUUAUCGAGGUUUCAAAACAGUGGAAAUAAUAUUUGAAAAAUUUCUAGUUUUGAUUAUGUAAUGUAAAUUUUUAUAUUAUGUUAGAAUGUUCAGACAUUGUUACAUAUAGAUGUUUAUUUCUAGUUACCAAUUCCCUGAAGAAUAAAAUGGCUG
Molecule: messenger RNA, 4381 nt
Organism: Gryllus bimaculatus (two-spotted cricket)
Lineage: Eukaryota; Metazoa; Arthropoda; Insecta; Orthoptera; Gryllidae
Source: the annotation of a GenBank genome assembly